Messenger RNA from Tetrahymena thermophila SB210, 9123 nucleotides. Its product is annotated as transmembrane protein, putative. The record is from RefSeq and is a predicted model, not a curated record. NCBI's taxonomy places the organism in Eukaryota, Ciliophora, Oligohymenophorea, Hymenostomatida, Tetrahymenidae. Gene Ontology annotation, molecular function: protein binding. The transcript has 17 exons.
AUGAUUUCGGUUAAGAUAAAAUUCUUAUUAAGAUUAAAGUUUUGCCUUCUUUUCUCUUAAUUAACUUUAGUUAAGGCAAUAGGAUGUCCUUUUUGGAUAGCAGGAUCCUAAAGCUACUGGACAUAAGUAAAAACUAUGAUACUUUUGAAAUCAGAUCCUCAGCAAGAUUUUCAAGAUAUUGCUGCAGUUGUCUACUAUCCUUUCACUGUUGGCAUUUUUAAUUUCCGUAAAAAUAUUAGGUACACAACCAUCGAAUACUCAGAAGAUGUUCAAUUCUAUCAAAUUGAUAAAGAUGAUAGAUAAAACCUAUAAGUCUCUGUGAUUCAUACCCUAGAUGCUUAGGGAAGAAUUAUUGGAUGGAACUCAGGAAAUGGAUCAAAACUGAAUACUCUUUAAAUUCCUUCCUAAAUUUAAGUCAAUCCUUAAUCAUGUUUGAAUUCUGAAGAAUUAAUAGUUGUGACCUGGGACACAUCAAAUCUGUUUAUCAUUGAUUAUUCUUCUUCAACCAUUUCUGAUUCAAAAAUAACUACAAUUUAGCUCAAUUAAACAUAAAUAAUUCAGUGUGUGAGCGAUAAGGCAAACAGAAGAUUUUUGCUUAUUGAUUCAUAAGGUGGUCUAUACGCAUUUGAUGUUAAUAGCUAACUUUUUUAAAAGCUAUUUUAAAUAGAAAAAUUUCUUAAUUUUUAAUCAAUUUACACAACCAAAAAUUAAAUUUCUAUAUCUUAUGCUUCAUAAAAUGGGUCUUUCUAUGUGUCUUCAUAUAAAAAUUCAGUUCUACAGUUUUAGAAUACUUUUCCUUCAGUUUCAAUAUAGGUAUUGGUAAGCUAAGAAGAAGACUUUGUCAUAAUAAUAGGAGAGUCGAAUUUAUUUUAGGUAUGGUCAAUCAAAUAAAAUAUCUUAGUAUAUUAAGCAGAUUUCUAAAAAAUUUAUUGUGAUCAAAGAGAUGCAAACUAAACUUCAGUAGAUUCUGCAAUUGAUUUUACUUUUGGAUCUAUCAAUCAAAAAAACCAAAUAUCAGCUGUUUCUAAAAAAUACAUAUUUGUAUACUCAUUAGAUGAGAAAAGUCCUCUUUUAUUUAAAAAUUAAGCGCUGAAGGUAACAACAUUUAAAUGGAUGCAAGCUUUUGUAGUUGAGAAUUAAGUUGUGGUGUGUUAAGAAUAAUCUGUUUCUACUUUAGAUCUCAAGACUUCUAAAUUUAUUUACUUCAUGGACUACUUUGAAAUGGCUUAAUCAUCUUAUGAUGUAGCUGUAUAAAUUUAAAUUGACUCCGAUUUUAAUAGAAUAAUUAAAGUUGAUAAAGCAGGAACGAUAUAGUACUGGUCAUUGUUUGACAACUUAUUAGAAAAAUAAAUAGGCUAUAUUAGCAGUUAAUCUGCCUUUUUUAUUGAUAAAUCAAUCAACAAACUCGUACAAUAUUAAACUUAUACGAUCACUGGCUAAACUUUGAUACUAAUCUAUGAUUAUACAUUCGGAAUAUUAAUAGAUAAUAUAAUAAAUCCUUUUGGAUAGAGCAAUCUUUAAGAUUUUGUACUUAUUUAAGACAAACAGAAUUAGCUUAUCAUAGGAUUUGUAAAGCAAACAACAUAAUAUGUAAUAUACAAGCUUGAUAGCAGUUUAGAUCACUCACUAAUAUUUAGCGGUGUACUUCAACAAAAUGGAUUUAUAGAUGGUGAAAUUAUUUUGUUAGAAUAAAAAUAACAAAUCUUAAUAGGAGUUAAUGGAUAUCUAUCUUUAUUCAACUACUAUUAUUCAAGUGGGAAUAGUAAUUAAUAAAUAAAUUUAUAAAAUAAUACUGAUUAGGUGAUAUCAUAUUUUUAUCUUAGCUAUGCUUAAACUCUAAUUUCUAUCAAACAAUAGAAUAUUUUGAUAUACCAAUAAGAUAGUAAUACCUUUAAUUUAAUCAAUAUUCUAAACUACAAUGUAGGAUAACCUUUACAGAUAUCUUUAGUAGAUGAAAAGCAAACACUUGUUUUAAAUAAAGGAAAUCAGCUUCGUUUUAUGAAUUAUUAGAAUUAUAAAGAAUAAAUAUUGAAUCUAAAUGAUUAAUUAGUGUUAUUUUACGCUUUUGAUGGACCUAAAGGCUUGCUAAUAGCAGUAUUAAGCAAUUCAAAAAUUAUUGUUGUAGACAUUGGUACUGCAAAUACUCUUAAUUAAAUAUAAAUAUACUCUAAUACAAUACAAACAGUUGACAUUUUUGCAGACAAAUAAUUAGUUAUAGUUGCAUAUAAUGAUGGAUAAGUCCUUUUAUAUAACUAUAUAAAUAAUGCAAUUCAAAGUUUAUUCAAUAAUGGGUAUUAGGCUGAUGUUAAAUAUUUAGACUCAAAAUAUAACACCCUUGUCCUAAAGUCAGAUUUAUACAUGUUUACAAGAACAGUGACAGAUAAUUGCUUAAUUAGUUAAAUAGUUAGCCCAAAUAAAUUAAAUAGCUAUUAUAUAGAUGUAAAAAAUGGUUUGACUCUAAUGCUAUCAAGCUAAAUAUAGCUGUAUAAUUAAAUAAAAUAGGAAUAUAUUUCAAGCUCGCCAACUAGCAUUGAUUUAACUAAUUCUUAUAUAAUAUAUUCCAUACCAUCUCAAAAUUACUUGUUUGUUGGAUUCGCAAAUCUAACCUCCAACUAAGUAAUUGUAUAUGAGCUUGAUACUUAUAAGCAGAUUGGCAUGUUGAACCAUAACGUCUCUUAAUGUGUCAAAAUAAAUAACUUUUUCUAUGAUGAAUAUUUAAAUAGACUUUUUGUAGGUUGCUUUUCACCUGGAACUAUAGUUGUUUGGGAUUUAUCCAAAAAUUUUUAAUUAAUUUAAGUCCUUGAUCAGAUAGAAUACGUUGAUAGAAUUACAGGUAUAGCUUUUAAUCCUUAAGCUUAGCUUAUCAUGUUUCUUGGGUGGGCUUGGUGGUCAAGAUCUAUAGAUUAUUACACCUUAAAUCACAGGUGCUGGAUUGCAGGAUUAUUUGGGAACUUUGAUCAUACAAACAAAUUACAAAUACUAUGGGAUCACAAUGGAAGCGUUAGAAUUUAUGAUUAUAACUGCAUAUAUUUAGGUUAUAUAAGCGCUCAUUAGAACUGGAUAUAUUAAGGUCUAAUUGAUGAAUAAAAUUUAAUUCUAACAACUAUAAGCAAAGAUAGAUAUGUAAAAACUUGGAAUUAUAAGAAUGUGGAAUAUCCUAAUAUAAUGUAUGAGAUAUAACUUUAAAAUCCACUGUAUGAUGGCUUUCUUGACAAGGAUAAUAAUUAUGUUUUUGUAUCAGAUUUUAAUGGCUUUAUUUAUGUAUUAACAUAUCCAUAAUUAAUCCUUGUUAGAUAAAUGCAAGUGACUAAUUCUUAAAUAAAUAAUCUUUAUUUUGAUUCAAAGCACAACAUGUUAAUAUUUGGAAGUUUAGGUUCUAAUACAAUUGGCUAUUAUAAUCUUAUUUAAUUCAUGUAAUCAAAUGCUUACACUUUCUCUUAUUCAUAUGUAGGUGUGACAUCAACUCUUUAAACAUAAUCAGGAAUAAUAUUCUAUCAAGAAGGCAAUGUUGUUUAGCUUUGGGAUUAUAAGUCUAAGCUAUUAAGAUAUGGAUUUUAUGUUGCAGACUUAUAUAUAGAUGUCUAAAGUGAAUUCAUCCUUAUCGAAGGUUAAACUUCAAUUGCUGCUUUACUUACUCGUGAAUAAACAGUAUUUUUUGAUAUAAAUACAUUAUCUAUAAUUAAUGUCUAAAAACAAAAAUGUUACAGAAAUACCCAAAUACAAGGAUAUUUGAUUUGUUCAAAUGUGAAUUAGAUAACAAUUUUAGAUGUGAAUGAAUAUAUAGUAUUUUAAUAAAUUUAGAUUGAUAAAAACUCUUCUAUUAUAGAACUUAAAGCUAUUGUACCACUUAAAACUUUUUUUGUAACUACAACUUAAGGAUAGGUCAUUGGGUAUACUCUUAAUCUUUCUUCAUUAUAGUUGCAAUUCAACUAAAUAUUUAAUUUAUAACUCCUCAGUGAAGCAAUAGUAAAUAGCUUAUUUAUAGAGUAAUCUGAAAGCUAUAUUUUAAUAGCUUCAUCUUUGAAUGGGUAAAUAGCUUAAAUGGUAUUAUCUUAGGAGCUUGUUAUUUUAAAAUAAUAAACACUUUUGCUAUCUGGAAUAAGCUCUCACGCUCAUAUACUAUAAUACUCCAAUGGUUAUGUAUUUAUUAAAAGAAUACAAGAUUUUUCAUUAAAUUUAUUCAAUCCUUAUGAUUUGACUCUAAUCAGCUAAGUUACUAGUCCCUGUAUCGGAUAUUCUUAUAAACUUGAUAUAAACUUAGACCUUGAUUAUAUUAUCUAAAGUUGUCUAGGAAUUUAUCAAAUUAAUAAAUUUUCAACUUUAAAAUUAGUAUCUUAUGGAAGAUUUACAUCUACCCUUCUUUAAAAUCCUACAAACCCCGUAUUUACCCCAAUCAACAACAAAAUAAUUUUCAUCAAUAAAGAUUAUUUUAUUGAUGCAUACACUUAUCAAAUAUAGACCUAUAGAAUUAAUAGACUCAACUAAACAAUAACUUUGUUAGGUAUUUAUUCAUCAAACUUCUAGAUGCUUGGAAAAGUAGCAGAUUAUUAGAUAUUUGACACAUAAGAAAAUAUUUAUGCAUAGCUUAUUUUAUACUCUGGAUUUUAAAUAGCUUAAAUAUAACUUCCUAUAUUUGGCUAGUCAAUCUGCCAAGAGGAUAUUACUUCAGACUAAUUUGCUUAGGUAUUAUAAUCUAUUGAAAGUAUUUAUCAAAAAAUAUAUAACUACUUUCCUAUUUAAUAACUUAUCUUUAAUGUAUUGAUUGAAGGAUAAACAAUUUUACCACCUUUUCCUCCUUUUUAGUUCUCAAAUCACUCACAAGUGAACAUUAUUUCAAAGAAUAACACAACACAAUACAAAAUAAUUGCCAGUGAAGACCUAUUUACUUCGUUUUCAGGAUAUAAUCUUGUAUCUUUAAAUAACUUAUAAAUAUAACCAGCAACUUCUUAAAACGACUAUAUCCAAUUUUUAAUUCAAGAAAUAUAAACAUUUGAAAUGAUUAAUGUUUAAUUAGUAGGAAAUUAAAAGUUAUUUAGUUUCUAAAUAAGCUCUAUCAAUAAUGUCUUCUUCUAGUAACUAACUAUAUCUGGAUUAAUUUUAAAUAGUACAAAUUUAAUAAAUCUAUUUAAUAUUACAGGAGUAAAGUAAAUAACACUUUAAUAAAUAAAUGUAUUUUAAUCAAUAUUUAAUCAAACCACCCUCUUCUAUUUCCAAGAUGACAUAGAUGUGUAAUAAGCUUCAAUAAACAUUGAUUAGAUAAAUAUUACAAAAUGUCAAUUUAAUUACAUUUCAGACUCUUAAUAUGUUGCUCCUAUUUUUAUUUCUAAUUACUUUAACAUUUCUUUUUCAGAUAUGAAUAUCAAUGCUAAUAGUGGUGUAUCUUUGCCAUUAAUAAAAAGUUACCUAAUUUAAAAUCUAUAGCUUAAUAACACUCAGUUUACAAAUAAUUAAAACUUGAUGUUCCUUUAAUAUAAAAAAAGCUUAAAUUUAGAAAAAAAAUUUUUUGAAAUUAAUUAGUAAAUAAAUGAUGAUUACAUCUAAAUUUAGAAUAUAACUUUAAGCAAUAAUACAUUUAAUGAUAUACAGUAGUAUAAUGCACUAGAAAUUAUAAGUCAGACAUUGAAGAUCACUGAUUUUUACAUCACCUAAAAUAGUGAUUUUACUAAUCAAAAUAUUAUUGUCUCAAUAAAAACAAUUAGCGAUUUUAAUCUUGAUAAAUGUGUUGUUAAUUUAAAUUAAGGGUUCUAUAAUUUGGCUGUUAUAUAAAAUUAAAAUUAAGGUACUCUACAAAAUACAGAAAUAACAAAUAACGAUGCAGUUUAGGCUUUAAUGAUUACUCAGUCAAUCCUCUAAAUUUUAAACUUAAAGCUCUUGAACAAUAAAUCAAGUGGAUUAAAUCAAUUGAAUUCAAUUGUCAACAUAGACUAAAAAUCAUUAGUUAUUAUAAAAAACUCAACUUUUAAAAAUAACUUAGCUAAUUAAGGUGGCUCGAUAUUUUCAUCAUAAAGUGAGCUAUUAAUUGAAGGUUCUUUUUUUGACAGCGACUAAGGUUUAAAACAAGGAGGAUCAAUAUAUUCUACAUACUCUAAUUUAAAAAUAAAUGAUUCCUAGUUUUUAAAUUCUAAAUCAAAAAAUGGGGGAAGUAUUUAUUUUGAAAAUGGAAGCUUGAUAUUAUAUAAAAUAAAUACUCAAAAUAGCUAAUCUGGUGAGAGUGGAGGAUUUGCAUUUAUUAAUUAAGCUACCUAAUUUUAAAUCUCCAACUUCAGCUCAUAAUAUUGUAAAGCUUUUAAUGAUGGAGGAGUUUUGUAUAUAACCCAAUCUAAUGGAAAUAACUCUUAUAUUUUGAGCUCUAUUUUUUAAAAUAGCUAAGCUUUAGGGAGCGGAGGAGUUAUUUUACUUUAUGGUUCAGAUAUAAUAAUUUCUAAAUCAAACUUCAUAAGUAACACAGCCGGAAUAGGAGGAGUUAUAAGGUAUUUUGAUUUAAAGCCUUAGUUUUUAAUUGAUAAAGGUAAUUCUUCAAGAGAUUCUUGUAAAACAUUUUGUUAGAAUUAGUGCAAAUCUAAUAAAGCUAUUAUCUUCGGUGAUUAGAUUGCAAGUUAUCCUUAAUUUGCUUCUAUUUUACCAAGUAAAGAUUUCGAUGUUGAUAUUAAAAAUUACCCAAAUAUUACCUUUAAAAAUUUUAGAAGUGGGUAAAGUAACUUUGACUUGACUAUUUAAUUUUUGGAUGAAUUUAAAAAUUAAGUCAAACAAAUAGAUUUAUAAAAUCAAACUUUGGUUAGUUAAAUAAGUUAAGAGUUAUUUUAAGAAAUAAGCUCAUAUAAUUGUAGGAUAAAUAUUUAACAAAGCAGUACAUUUUUAUAAGAUCAAAUUGUGAAAAUAGAAGGUGCAACUUUAGUUGAUUAUGCUUAUUACUCACCUCAAAAAAUAGGAUGCUUUAUGAAUAAUUUUAAAAUUACAGGAGUUCCAUCUAAAAAUGCUACUAUAUAGCUUUCACUCAAUGGAAUGAAGACUCUAAAUAGUACUAAUCAAUUUAUUAGUGUGGAUAAUAUAGAUAUUUCAAUAUAUUUUAGAAGUUGUUAAGUAGGUGAGUACUAUAAUUCAGUAUGCUAAGACUGUUAAUUGUAAGAGUGCGUUUAAUGUUUAAAUGGAACCUAUUCUCUCAUUUAUCCAUAAAUAGGAGAUGAAAUUUAAUGUAAAAGUUGUGACAAUUAAAAAGCUAGUUUUUGUGAGCUAAACCAAAUUGUGUUAAGGGAAAAUUACUGGAGAUAAAGUAACAAUUCUGAUGAUAUAUACUAAUGCGAUUAGCUUUCAAACCCUUGUAAUGGAGACUCAACAAAAGGGUACUGUUAAGAGGGAUACACAGGGGUUUUAUGCUCAUCAUGUGAUGAUUAUGGGUAAGUAUGGGGUAAUAAAUAUGGAAAAGUUAGUGAAUUAGGUAAGAAAAGCAUUGAAUGCUCUUUAUGCUCUUCAAUUUAAAAUAAUUCAUUUAAAUAAAUAUUAUUACUCUUAGGAAUAGUACUCUAUCUAGUUUUUUUAAUUAUAGAAUCUUAAAACAGCAAUUGUAAAAUGUGUCAAAUUCGUAUUAUAUCCUCACUUAAUAUUCUCUAAAUGGGAGUAUCAUAGUUUAUACUUUAAUCUACAGUAAUAUCAAAGAUCUUUAUAAAUUAAUUUUAUGUAAUCUCGGCUUUGAAAUCUAGUAUUGGUUUUACAUUCCCUGGAUUAUUCUAGAGCUUAUUUACCUUUCCUCAAACGACUUCAUAACCAAUAUUGGUGUUUUUAUAUUCAAUAGACUGUAGCUUGAGUUAGUUAAAUUCCAACAUACCAAUCCAAUACUUGAGAUUUAUAUACAUCUCAAUUGUGCUUCCAUGUGUCUUUUUGCUACUAAUUUAUAUUUCUAUUAACUUAAUUUUUAUUGGAGUAUAAUAUUUUAUGCCAAAUCAAUACUAUUAUACUUAAACUAAAUUUAAUAAUGCUAACAUGGCAAUUAGUACUAUAAUUGUAUUCAGUUAUAUUGCUUCAUAGAAUAUUUACUAGGCUGCAUUAGAAAUUAUUAUUUGUGAAAAGUUUGGAGAUACAUACUACAUGAAAAGUUAGAUGGACUAAGAAUGUUAUAAUACUGAGCAUAAAUUCUACAUAGUAUUUUUAAUACUUCCUAUUUUAGUAACAGUCAUAAUUAUCUAUCCUAUAACUAUGUUAUAUGUAUUAUGUAGAAACCAUUCUAAAAUGUUCAACAAUACUUCAACAAAUGUUAUAAGAAGGUAUGGUUAUUUCUUCUAAGGCUUUAAAAGAAACAGAUGGUGGUGGGAGUUUAUCAAAACAUGGUAUAAGGUUUUAAUCUUAUUUUUGUCAACCUACUACAAUAGUUAACCUUAAAUUUAGUUGACUACAGUUAUAUUUGUAUAAUCAAUCUACUGCGCUUCUAUAAUACUCUUUAAGCCAUAUUAAGAUCGUAAAAUAAACAAGUUAGAGUCUAAAUCAGCCACUUAUGUUCUCUUAAUAUUUUGGGUUGCUUUGUUUGAAUAGUUGAAUGAUGAUAAAAUGUAUCUUAGUUUUAUUUUUUCAGUUACUUUGGUUGUAUUAUUAAUAAUGAUGUUUGGAUAAUUAGCAAUAAGUUUUAUUGGUGUAAUUUUUAGAAGAAAUUAGUAUUUCUUUUUAAAAAGUAAGUGCUUUCUUAAGAUAUUUUAAUGUGUAUCAAACAAAUUAGUAAAUAACUAAUAAUGGGCUAAAAAGUACUUGUAUAAAAAGAAUUUUUUACUAUACAAUUUACUUUUUAAUUAAGAAUAUGAUCCUUUCAAAGUAUUUAACAAUUGGUCAAAAUUAAGAAGAUCUAUUUAAAACGGAGAUUUAACCAAAAUCUAAAUUGAAAAUUUUUAGAAAUUAAUAGAUUCAAGUGCAAACAAAGCAUUAGAUUCAAAAAUAGAUUAGCCUAUCAGUAUCAAUAUUAAAUCACCAAAGUAGUUAUUCUCAAUUUAAUAGAAUAAUUCUUCGAAUUCUUUAAAUAGUCCAACCGCAUUGCUAUUUAAAAAACAUUCAAACAGGUAAUAACGAUAAAGAUUUAGCAUCAAUAAAUAUAAAAUGAAUACAAAAUCAUUUGGCAAUAUCGAUAAAGAAACAUAAAAUUGA